Messenger RNA from Acanthoscelides obtectus, 2766 nucleotides. Lineage: Eukaryota; Metazoa; Arthropoda; Insecta; Coleoptera; Chrysomelidae. The record is from the annotation of a GenBank genome assembly.
UCUAUAUUUUAUUUUUACGUCUAUGGUACAAGUUGUCAACAGGAUAGACAAAAGAGAAGAGAAGAAAUGAACAAAAAUCGACACAAUGCGCAGACGCGAAGCGCGAAGUAGUUCAAAUGUUCCAAAAUCAAAGAAUGCAAGACUGACUAGAAAGCAUAAAAAAAUAGUUUUUUACGUUAUCACGUGGAAGCUGUACGCUUGGUAAGCUAUUUAUGAUUAAUGUCUAUAAUAUUUGAGUGUUCGACUUGAUAUUUGUUAAUACGAGAUGGUUAACGUCCAAACAAGCAAACCGUUUACAAAUAAGCACACAAAGGUAUAGAGACAUAAACAAAACUAGAUUCAACAAGUGAACACGGGUCCCCAUCUUCGACUUGGCGAUUGUUUAUUUUAUCACUGCUGAACAUGUCCAAAGUAUCAAAAAAGGGGCGCAAUCCAGGCGCUGUAGACAGUUGGCUGGACUCGCUAGGUCUCUAUAGGAAAAACGUAGCCUACGAUGAGACUUGUUUGUUCAGAGCUGUGAGUGAACAGGUGUAUGACUGCCAGGUGUACCAUGAAAGAGUACGAAAGGAAUGUAUAGCUUUCGGUAGGAAAAACUACCAUUUAUUUCACUAUUCAUUCAAGACUGAAGAGAAAUUCUUAGAGCAUCUGGACCAGCUGGAGAAGCACAUGGUUGUGUGUGGGGAAGCUGAAAUUGAUAUCAUCAGUAGGAAAUACAACCGGGAUGUUAUCAUAUUUGAUGCUACUGAUCAAAGAAUCUAUGAUGCAACUAAAAGAAGUAAAGAAAAAGCAAUAUUGCUCUGUUUCAUGGAUAAAGAUCAUUAUGAUGUAGUUUAUAAGAAGGAUCACAUAGCAGUUGCUGGUUUUUGUCAGUCUAUGGUAUACAAACUUCUAUAUGAAGAUGUCUUCAAAAUCCCUAAUGUAGAUGACAUAGUCCAUAACAUGCUAUAUGAAAAGAACAGUAUAACAACUCAAGCAGAAAUGCAACUGUUGAAACCAAAGAUUAGGAAUGAAGAUGAAGCAGGACCUUCCUCAAAGCCAGAUUCCUUGUGGGAUGACACAGAGAACCCCUUGAAUGUGGCCCCAUUUCCCUUCAAGGUUGCCAAGGCUUUGGAUCCCAAUAUUUAUAGGAAUAUUGAGUAUGAUACCUGGGGAGAAGUAAGGAGAGAACUGAGACUGAGUGACUGGUAUUAUGGCGAUGACAAACUGAUCCUGGGUACCAGAUGCAUUUACAAUGACCCAUUCGGUACAAAACACGACUGCUACAUACAGGAGUUGCUCAAAGACCAGAACAAGUGUAUUAUAUACUUGACCAAAGAAGUAGAGAAGAAGACUGUGAACUAUUCUGAUCUCUCUCCUGAGGAUGAUGCGAAACCUUGGCCCUUGCCUUAUAGAUUCAUGAAGAAUCUAGUUCUUUCACCUGAAAAACCUCCGGUAGACGUCAGACAUCCGCAGAGAUCUCACAAGAAAAAGAACAAAGAUAAGAAACGUACCAAAAGUGAAAGCAGUUUAGUAUCAGUACUUCCUGCCACGUCCGAACCAAUCGAAAACUAUGUCGGCAUGCCUUUGCAAAUGCAGCCUUCGACACCUAUUGAGCAGAAUAACAACCAAACUGUUGGAACGUCGACUGAAACGCAGACUGACUACACUAUAGCUGAAAGCACUGAAACUACACCUGAUCCUUCAGCUGCUCAAAAUAGGUAUCCCUAUGGAUGGCAACCGUAUGGGACCCCGUUGACUCCAACUCCGUUUGUGUGGCCUCAAGCGCCUCAACCGUUCAACUAUAAGACAGUGGUUGCCUCAGCACCGGUUACUCCAGAUGUCAUUCCAUACCACGACGUGAACAACCCCUUCUACUACAACUACCACGUCAGCAACGUAUACCCGCAGCAAAACUACCCGUGGUUGUACGCUCCGUCCGAGUACCAGCAGCAGUCUGACGACGCGACGAGGCAACCGAUCGUCGACCAAUCGGAGCAGCAGUACGUCGAGGUUGCUCAAUCGCCGUUGGUGGUCGAACAGCAGCCGCAGACGAACGGGUACGAAGCGAUGCCGCAACCUGCGCAGACGGAGACGACGCUGAUGCACGAGAGGCCGAGGUUGACCUUGAACCUCACGCCGCCCAGUCCGAACACGGCCGUGAAGAUGUUCCCGUCUGUUAUUACAGUUCCUCCAGGUACCCCUGUACUGUACGCCGUUCAACCCCAAGAGAUGUCCGAAGUACUGAUGUCUCCGACUCAGAUGAUGUACGCCUCUCCGGCAGUAGACGCGAUGUCUUACAUGCCCAGGAACACCUUCGUCUUCCCGCCCACUCCGCCGUCCACGUGGUACACACCGGGGGUCACGUCGCAAGGUUUUGUGUUCCCUCCACAGUAUUGAGUGAGACUCGAUGAGCAGUUAAAAAUGCAAUAUCAUGUGUGUCGAUUCGGUAUAACCCGCGAAAAGUUUGACCCUGAAAAAUAUCUAAUAGUAUAUUUUGAACCAAAAAAGAUGUAUCACACGAUGCUUCAAGUCAAGCUGGGGGUCUAAAUUAUUCGCAGGAUUAACUUUUUAAUAUAUGUUUAUAUUUGUUUUUGUGGCGUAUCGCGAGGAUAUCGUUUUUGUUUUUUUUUUUCAGAAAUAUAUUUUUGUUUGCCUUUUUCAUCUAAGAGGAUAUAUUUAUGUUAUUCGUGAGGAAAGUAUAUUUAAGUUUAAAUAAUAUCGCGUCAGAUCGACGCGUUAUUUUGUUAUACUUGUACUAUAUAUGUAUAUAAUCAGUGACAAUAAGUA